GUUAAAAAUAGAUACGAAAACAAACGCCGGUUACUUUCGACCUAUUUAAAUAAUUUGUUUUCGUUACCGCAAGUGACCUCUGAAUCUGCGAAAGAGCUCCGCAGUUUACGCGAUCAGUUAAACGUUUCGAUACACGGUUUGAAAAAUUUGAAACGACCCGUCGAACAUUGGGACGACGUAAUUGUUUUCCUCGGUACACAAAAACUUGACCGUUCCUCCCGAAAGGCGUGGGAGUUACAAUUCGGUGAUACAUCAGAAUUGUCUACUUAUGUCGAAUUCGACAAGUUUUUGGAGUCUCGAGUUCGGGCUUUAGAGUCAAUGUCGCCAAUAAAAACUGAUAAACCGGAAAACGUAACUGUUAAAUCAAAACCGAAAACAAUUUCAACGAACACGUCUACCGUGUCGCCAAUUAUAUGUCCUGUAUGUAAACAGAACCACUUGUUAUAUCAAUGUCAAACAUUUCAGGCGCUUGAGCCAUCCGAACGGUUUAAAUUAAUUAAAUCCCAACGAAGAUGCGUUAAUUGUUUUUCCGCGAAGCAUGCGAAAGAACAAUGCCACAGUCAAAGAAGCUGUAAAGAAUGUAAACAGCGACAUCACACUCUGUUGCAUUUUCCGAUAAAACCGGAGCAGUCCAGCCUCGCAUCCGAGUGCACUCAUUGCAGGGUCGAACAGUACAAGCACGCGCAUUAUUGGAUCAAGGGUCAGUCGCAACUCUAAUAUCAGAGAACCUAGCCCAAAUUUUGCGACUCCCGAGAAACAAACAAAAUACAUGCAUAACCGGAAUAGGAGGAAUACAGUCGUGGGCUAAUCACACCGCUCGCAUCACGAUUACUCCGUUGGUAAGAACCGAGCCUGUAUACUCGACAACUGCUAUUAUUUUGAAAACUUUAACACAAUACACUCCAAAACGACAUUCUUCCGUAACUAAUUGGAAUCAUAUUGCAGGACUUGAAUUGGCCGAUA
Messenger RNA from Osmia bicornis bicornis, 963 nucleotides. RefSeq lists its product as uncharacterized. The coding region runs from base 319 to 717 and encodes 132 amino acids. The transcript is spliced from 2 exons. NCBI's taxonomy places the organism in Eukaryota, Metazoa, Arthropoda, Insecta, Hymenoptera, Megachilidae. The record is from RefSeq and is a predicted model, not a curated record.